This is a messenger RNA of Rosa chinensis, 690 nucleotides long. RefSeq lists its product as uncharacterized. The record is from RefSeq and is a predicted model, not a curated record. The coding region runs from base 1 to 690 and encodes 229 amino acids. Lineage: Eukaryota; Viridiplantae; Streptophyta; Magnoliopsida; Rosales; Rosaceae. The transcript has 2 exons.
AUGGUCAACUAUGACCCAUAUGUUGUUCAGAGAAGAGAUGCUAGUGGAAGAGUAGGCUUAUCCACUGAACAAAAGCUGACAUAUGCCAUGAGGAUGCUCGCAUGGGCAGGGCAGUAUACUGGCCACAAAGGGAAACCGAAAAUCAUCUUGGAGGCAGUGGCCUCCUACGAUACUUGUAUUUGGCACGCCUUCUUCGGACUUCUAGGUUCCCUGAAUGAUAUUAAUGUCCUUGGAUGUUCACUGUUGUUCAAUGACAUAUGCCUUGGUGAAACUCCUCAAGUGAACUACCAGCUAGGUAAUAGGCGUUAUGGCCAAUGUUAUUACCUAGUUGAUGGCCUAUACCCUAAAUGGGGGUCAUUUGUACAAGCAAUCCGAAACCCGAGGACGCCGCAGACACAACAUUUUACAAGGAUGCAGGAAGCAUACAUAAAAGACGUGGAGAGAGUAUUUGAUAUUCUCCAAGCUCAUUGGGCAAUAAUAAAAGGACUAGCUCGUAAGUGGAGUAAGGAGAACCUUCAAUACAUCAUGAUGACGUGCAUUAUCUUGCACAAUUUGAUUGUUGAAGAUGAACAUGAUGAAGAUGCAGCAGAGCCAUUUGUCCGAAUGAUAUCCCAACCAGACCAAGGAAAGCAAAUUAAGAUACAUGCCAAACCAGAAAUUGACACCUAUGUUCAUCACAAUUCGCAAUAA